This is a messenger RNA of Lasiodiplodia theobromae, 738 nucleotides long. Its product is annotated as N-(5-amino-5-carboxypentanoyl)-L-cysteinyl-D-valine synthase. The transcript has 2 exons. The record is from RefSeq and is a predicted model, not a curated record. Bases 1 to 738 code for a protein of 245 amino acids. Lineage: Eukaryota; Fungi; Ascomycota; Dothideomycetes; Botryosphaeriales; Botryosphaeriaceae.
AUGGCUGAAGAUACUCACUCCUGGGGCGCGCCGCCGCCGCCAUGGCCUCCAGAGCAAGCGGCGGAUGAGCUGAGGGCCCGCUUAGUCAACGCGCUUACAUCUUUCCACAAAUGUGCCAAGGACAUUGAAGAGUGCAAGGCCAUAUUCGACAAGUUUUCAAAGGCUGUCGACCUACUCGAGCAGCUAACAUUGACCGGUGAAGGUGUUGGCGGCGCCGAGCAGUACUGGAACAUGGUGUCUGACAAGAUCCCGGCCUCGAACGAAGACGCGUUCAAGCUUGAAGCCAGGAUCCAGCGAGACAUGGAGACUCAUAUGGUUCCAGAGCUUUCCAUCAUCCGCCUUCGUCGAUGCGCUGCUGUUCUCAUUGCCUACGACGCGGGGAAGGCACUGAAGUACGAAACAGAACUGAUGGGAAGCCAUGUCGUUAAGCACCCAUCGUCAAUCAAAGGGUUGCCAGCGUCGCCAGAAUCACAAGCCCAUUUGCAAGAACUGGGAAAGAGGAGCACAGAGAGACUAGUGAGGAAGAGGGACAAAUUGAGAGGCCUGAUCGCCAGUCUUGAGGAAGGAAAUUUUCAACUCGGCAGCGCACUAAGAGCCUCGCGUCGGGAGCUCACGGUGCAGAUGAGCCGAAGAGCAGAUACAGUCAACGGAGCAACCGAUGAGCCAUACAGAACUGACAGAUUCCAAGAGCUUUUGGAGAUGGACGCAUAUAGUCGGGGUAGCUGGAUUUCUAAGUAG